Amphibalanus amphitrite is the source of this 1591-nucleotide messenger RNA. RefSeq names its product protein archease-like. Gene Ontology annotation, biological process: tRNA splicing, via endonucleolytic cleavage and ligation. The transcript has 3 exons. The record is from RefSeq and is a predicted model, not a curated record. Gene Ontology annotation, cellular component: tRNA-splicing ligase complex. Bases 402 to 1007 code for a protein of 201 amino acids. NCBI's taxonomy places the organism in Eukaryota, Metazoa, Arthropoda, Thecostraca, Balanomorpha, Balanidae.
GGUUACGAGCUCUGCGUAGCUCAGGGUGCCUCCAGAAUGUGGACUGAUCAUGUGACUAUUACACAUACAAUUUGGAUACUAUGGUGGCCUACAUGGCCCUGCCACUAUGAUGUUGUGUCAUGUCCCCAUUCGUCAUUAUCUUAUUUUUCUUAACCCAGUUAUUUUUGUUUGCAGCUAGAAAACUAACACUAACACCCUCUCAGCUACCUCAAGAUCAACCUCACCUGUCCUUCCAGUCCUAGCAAUCCUGUUCCCCAUACUACCCCCCACUGCUCUACAUCAAGUCACAAGACGUGAAGGACCGACUUUACGAGGAACGACAAUUCAACUGGACGUUCUGGGCCCAACGAGGCUAUACGUCCUACACCACAAGUAACCACAAGUAAGUGCUGCAAUUCGCAAUGCCAUCACCAGCACUUAGUGACCAUGAGGUUAGCAGCACGAGCUCUCCGGGUGUGACUGCGGCAGCUGCAGACUCAGUAACUGAUGGUGGCGGUGAUGCUCUGCCGCACAGUACGAGUGCAGAUAGCCAGGAGGACGGCUCUGCGGACGAGGGGGACGCGGACGACUGCAUCUACCCGGCGGCCGGCUAUGAGUACCUGGACCACCCCGCCGACGUGCAGAUCCACGCCUGGGGCACUUCGCUGACGGAGGCCUACGAGCAGGCGGCGCUGGCCAUGUUCGGCUACAUGACGGACCUCGACACUGUGGAGGCGUGUGACACGCAGGAGGUCACCGCCCAGGGUCACGACCUCGAGUCGCUGCUCUUCCACUUCUUGGACGAGUUCCUGUUCAUGUUCUCGGCGGAGCCGUUCUUCGUCGCCAGCCACGUGGAAAUUGUCGAGUUUGAUCGGGUACAGUUCCGGAUACGUGCCCGGGGCUACGGAGAGUCGUUUGACCUUGACAAACACCCUCAGGGCACCGAGGUCAAGGCAAUCACAUACUCGAACCUGCAGGUCCAUGAUCAUGAAGACCAACACGAGGUGUUUGUUAUUGUGGACAUUUAGUGUUGGUUGUAGUGGGGUGGGAGGGUGGGAUGGAUCGCGAGGAUGCGCGGUUUGCAAAUUGCAAAUGGCAGUUGGUGCGAUGUGGAUCGGAUGGUUUUCGUACAGAGUAUGUGGUAAGGUGUGCCUGAGACAUGUCUCCGUUGUCGUUUGCUUUUUGAGUGAAAUGAGUUGUUGACACUUUGACCGAGGCUCGUUGUUUUGUCGUGGCCAUGACAUGGUGUAUCCGCUUUGCUUUGCUUUGCCUGGAGAUGGUUGCGAGUCCUGCCACUUGAUGUCUGAUAUUAGUUUCGCUUGUAUUAUUAGGGCGAUUGGUACUUUGUUCAGGACAACUAUAAGAACAGUUAAUUUUUCAUCUUGGAAGAGCUGUUCCCAAAUUAUUGUAAGCUAGGUUGAUUUCUCUGCUAACAAACUUUCCCUGGAAGUUGUGCUAUAUAUUUAACUGAAGUGGAGAAGCACUUGAAACGUGAGCCCUAAAAUUGAACAUCGACUUGUGAAUCAUGAGUUACGACUUAUUUAUGUUUAUAUGUGAUUAAAUGCCUAUCCACAAAUGGAUGUGGAGUUCAAAUACACGUUGACAUUUUAUC